AUGAGGGCUUCUGAGGUGGACGAGAUGGCGGACUUAGACUACGACUUCCAUGGAGAUUUCGAUGACGGCCCUCCACCUCUCCUACCUCUGACGCCUCCAGCGCCCGAGCAUGCGAUCCAGGAUGAGCCCGGCCCCUGGCGUUGCUUGAGGUGCCAUGGGCAUGAGUUUGAGCAGCUAGAGAAUGGAUGGAAGUGUUCUUCAUGUGGCUCCACUGACUACCACAACGUGCGCUACCCCACCAAGACGGUCACUCCCACUGGCACUUGGAUGUUUGUUCCCCAUACUGCAGGUUCCUCUCCUUCCUCAGCACCUUCGAGGGCUUCGAGAAGAUCUAGGAGAAAGAAGAACAAGCAGAGGACGUCAGACAGUCCUCCAGAUGGUGGAGAUGACUUCGACUUGGAGGAGUCCUACGAACGUGCGGAAUCAGAAGCCUUGACACACGACCCGGUGAUCGAACCAUCACCGGCACCAUCCAGGACAGGCAAAGCUCCUCAUGCCGGUCCUCCCGGCCCUUCAAAGCCUGGUCAAGGACCAAAGAAGCCUACAGGACCUGGUCUACCUCCUGAUCUUCGAGAACCAGUUCAUGCGCCGGUAACCGGCAAGGCUGGCCCUCGACUACCACGACCAGCUGUCCUACCCCGACAAGUCGAUUCAGCACUACCCGAUCUACAUGGCACCAACAUGAGCUUCACUGGUGGGCAAAAGAAGAAGGACGAUGACUCCGACAAGACUGGAGCUUCGUGGAAUAGCAGAAAAGGUCCUGAGCCUGGGAUCAAGUGGAAGACCGGUCAGUAUCCACCGGUCCCAUUGUGGAAGUAUGAUGCCAGUGACUUGAGGGCCUUCGCCAAGUACAAGAAGAAGAUUGAGAUCUGGCAAUUGCAGAUGCGGCCAUUUGCCUCGGGAAAAGAUCAGGCGCUCCUGCUGUACAAUAGUCUGAGCGGUGAACCUGAACAAGAACUUGAACACCUCAGUGUGGACGAACUCUACGUCGAGAAUGGCGUGGCCAAGAUCCUCGAGCUUUUGCAAAGGCCAUUUGAGCAGAGACAGAUCUACCAGAAGCGUCGCUUCCUCCAGGACUUCGAAAACAUGCGCCGCUUCCAUGGCGAGUCGAUGCGGGCCUAUGUCCUUCGAUUCCGGAGGGUGAUGAGGUCCCUGCGGGCCGUCGGCAUCGAGAUCACGGCAACCUUCGACGAGGAGGCCCUCGGCUCCCGCUUGUUGGACAGGAGCGGGUUGAGCCACUCCGACCAGCGGAUGGUCCUGAUAGGUACCCAACAGAGUUUGGCCUUCGAGACCAUUGCAGAGACCCUUGCAUUGCAGUGGCCUGAGUUUCGUCCACCUCCACCAAUCUUCACGAAGGAAGGUAAGGGCACUGGCAAGCAUGGCAAGACCGCAUCAUCAUCAUCGACUUCAUCGAUUACCAGUUCGACGACAUCAACGGCACCGUCUUCUCGCUCUUCCGGAGGAGGAAAGGGCUAUCCGCCCAAGAGGGUCUUCGUUGCUGAGACCUUGGAGGAGGAGCCUGAAGGCGAGGACCUGGAGGCCGCUGAUGGAGACUUGACUCCUCCUGAGGCGGACGAAGAACAAGAUGAACAGCAAGAAGGCAAUGAACCUGAGCAUGCAGAAGACGACGACCAGGGAAACCUUGAGCUGCAAGAACUGGCCAAUGUCCUGACAGUGACGGCUCGCAAGUUGAGCGGUGUGACAUUGGGCCGCAAGUUUACCACCGGCGGCAAGAAGGUCAAGAAGACUCCUGAGGAGCUCCGCAAAGUCACGCAUUGUUCAGCGUGUGGAGCCCUGGGACACUGGGCUGCCGAUAGUGAGUGCCCAAUGAACAAGGGCGGCAAGGGAUCCAAGGGAACUGCCAAAGGCUCUUCGAGUUCCUACCGCUCCUCGACCUUUCAGCCAGCCAAAAAGGGUGACAAGCCGCACCACGUCAGCGUAGUCCAACACCAUGAACAUGGAAGCCUGCAAAUCACCGAUGAGCCCGAAUCCACUUAUGGGAUGAGCUUUACUACCUAUAUGGUCUCGGUCCCCUUCACCAUCCAUGAGAUCAAGAACAACACCACCGGGGAAAGCCUCGCAGGAUUCAUGGUUUUGGACUCCGCCUGUCAGCGAACUUGUUGCGGUGAGAUUUGGUUUGAGCACCACAAGAAGUUUUUGGAGCACCACUUCAUGACUUGCCACACGAUCCCCACCAAAGACAUGUACCAGUUCGGAAAGGGAAGCCCUACGGUCGCCACCACUCGUGUGUACAUGCCCACGGUUUUUGACUGCAACCCCUGUUUGUUGGGAGCUGGACUUCUACCAGAGGACAUUCCACUUCUCGGGAGCAACAGCCUCAUGGACAAACUUGGAACCAUCAUCGAUCUCCCGAAUCGGUCCGUUCGCUUUACCAGCCUGGGUUGCACGUCGACGCCAGCACCAUGGCUGAUCCACUGGGGACGAAUGGUGCAUCGCCUGAACAAGUUCAAGAAGAACGUGUGGAUCAUGAUGGCCGCGGCAGUGCGCAUGCACAUCAUGCCCAGAGCAUGGUUGGCAGAAGCAGUUCCACCAACAAUGGACGUGCCCCCUCAUCCAGACAAGUGCGACCACAAGGACAUCAAGAGGUACGGCAACAUGCACGGUCGCUUCGGCAAGUGCCGCAAGUGCAUGCGGACAUGGAAGUGGAACGAAAGCAAAGAGGAAUGGGUCGUAUGGGCUGGAUCGGCAGGCUACUCUGCACGGUCGUCGCCAUUGCCACUACCGCCCUCCAGCAAGGAGAAGGACACCAAGGUUCCGAAGGGCAUGAAGGCAAAGGCAAAGCCCAAGAUGAAGAGGAGAACUACCACGAAGCCAACCACUUCUUCCACAGCGGCUUCGAGCGCCAGCACGGAGACUCGUUACUGGACCAAUUUCCGGGAGGAGUUCGACCUCAAGAUGGACCACUUGACCCCGGAGCAGGACUACGAGGUCUUCCAGAUUUGCGAGCAGGGUUCACCACUGGAUCGGGAACCUCACAGCUGGGCGCAUCACGCUUUCCUGUACGAGGAGGGCUUCCGGCAGGACAGGGAGAAGUUGGAGCGGGACGCCAACAUCAUCCGCGUCCGGAGAAUGGUGAACCUCGGGGUGAUCCCGGAGGAGGCUUUGUGGCAGAUCGAGGACUGGGAAGAGGAGGACAGUCUCGAUUGGGGACUUGUGGACGAGAUGGAAGAGCCACUUCCCAUCGACCUUCGUUACGGGCAGGAUUUCAAAGAUGCCUCCACGAGGGCCUACAUCAUGGAAAAGGUCAAGAAGUUCAAGCCGUGGUUGAUUCCUAUGGGUGUUGACUGCCGCCUUUGGAACCAGUUCUCCAUCAACCUCAACUGGUCCACUCCUGAACGGCAAGUUCAACUUAAAGAACUCCAACGGCAAGAACGGCCCCUCGUGCACUUCGCAACGGACGUCGCCUUGGAGCAGUGCAAGAACGGCCGUUACUUCUUGAUCGAGAACCCCCUCCGAUCCACACUAUGGCAAGAACAGGCACUACAAGAACUUCUUGCGCUACCAGGAGUCUGGUCGACUACACUGGAUGCAGGUGCCUAUGGAGCGGAGGCUGGACGAUUUGGAGAAGCAGUACUGCAUCCCAUCCCCAUUCAGGGCACGAUCACCAGAAAGAGCCAAGUCUACCCGGACAACCUAUGCCGGCAGAUUUUGCAAGAGUUGCGAGCAAUAGUUUUUCAGCAUGAGCCCACUCGUUUUGGACGACCACUUCACCAUGUCCUUGCUAUCUCCUACCCCACAGCGGACUUGGACGCUUGGAAUGACAUCUCCAACUAUAUUUCUGGAGCCUAUGAGCGUUCCAACAAGAGACCGUUUGACAUCCCUCUGGACACCGAGAUGGGCAAGAGCAUUCAGCAGCUCUUCAGGAUCAAGGCCAUAAAGAUACAAGCAUGUUUUGCCCCAACUUGCCGGAGGAUUCCGGCCAAUGUUGAUGAGUACUUCACACGCGCCGCAUUCCUGCAGUAUGCGGACAAGACACGGGCAGUGGAGGUCGAAGACCUCGACGAAAUUCAAUUCCCAAGACAGCGCUUCAGCAAGGCAGUAGAGAUUGCAGUGUUCGCCUACGGCUUCAGGUUAGAGGCCCCUGAACAUCGAGAACAAGCCCAACCAGGUGAAGACAAACCUGCCAUCGUUCCAGGGCUCAUGACUGAUGUUUCUUUCGACACCAAAGAAGCCCUGGACCCAGUGAUCAAGCGCUCAGUGGCACGGUUGCACAUCAACUUAGGACACCCUUCACCUCAAGAACUUCUUCGUCUACUAGCCUCACAGGGUUCAGUACCAUCACUGGUCAUCAAAGCAGUGCAAGGACUAGUUUGCUCCACAUGCCGUCGGUUGAAGCCACCACAAGAACCACGACCAGCGUCUAUGCCUUCUAUGGUCGCUGGCCAAUUUGGCGAUGAGCUUCAAGCGGACAUCUUCUACAUCCGCCUGUUGACCGGCCAAUCCUAUCUGAUCCUCGGAGUCAUCGACAGAGCAACUGGCUUGCACAUGGCGGGACUGAUGCCUGACAGAAAUGCCGACACCGCCUUCCGUGUCCUGGAAGAGAUCUGGCUGAGGCCUUUUGGGGUCCCACUCUUGUUGAGGUGUGAUCCAGACCACACCUUCAGAGGCAACUUUGAGAAUAGACUCCAAAGCAUGGGAUGCAUGGUUGAGCAUUGCGCCCCAGAAGCACAUUUCCAGAUCGGCAUGGUGGAGAGGCGCAACGCCGUCCUGAGACUGACAAUCGAGAAGCUAGUUGACCAAUUUGCCACGGUCGAGCCCGAGGACAUCCCACGAAUCCUCAUCGGAGCUUGCCACGCAAGCAACAACAUGGUCUAUUCCAGAGGCCGCUCAGCAUAUCAAGCAGUGUUUGGGAGGCAGCCUCGCCUUCCCAAUGACGUCCUCUCUGACGACCAUGUCCUCUCGAGCUCCACCCAGGCCUUCGACGAGAACUACAACCCCAAGCUUCGCGCAGAGCUCGUGAGAAGUGAAGCACAGAAAUGUUUGCUCGACUUGAAUGCGAGUCAACAGCUGCGGAGGGCAUUGUUGAGGAAGACGCGGAACACCGCCAUACCAGAUCUUCAACCGGGUCAGCGCUGCGCAGUUUGGCGCUGGUCCAAGAAAGGUGUUCGCAAAAGAGGAGCAUGGUUGACCGCAAGAUUCCUGUCAUGGGAUCCAGGCCAUGCUGGCAAGCAAGCAUGGGUGAGGUUGGGAGCUUCGACGACGUUGGUGACCGCAGAACAGCUCCGUACAGCUCAUGGAUUCGAAGACUGGACACCUGACCAGUCAGACAUAAAGGCAUUGAAGAAUGCGGCUGAAUCCUUCACCCAGCACAUGCUCGAAGAUGAGAGAGGCGAACCUCCACCAGACGGACCACCAGAAGAGUUGGCAGAUGCACCACUGGAGUACGAUGCUGCUCCACCGCCUCCAACGCCAUCAAUGAUGGUUCCAGCGACACCGGCCCCAACAACCGCAGCGCCUGGAACACCGCCACCAGUGGCUCACCAGCACGCAACGGCUAUCCACGUCAACAUCGAUAGCCCUACCAACAUCCAUCACCAGCACACCACGGUGCAGAUGCAGAGGUUUGGAGACCUUCCCAAGUCUCUGAGCAGAUCCCGACGACACCAUGGACCCUACACCAAGAGUCCACCACUUCCAUCGCAGGCCGCUUCAUCCCUCAAGGGGAUUAGAACGCAGCCGGAUGAAGUUGCACAACAAGCCUCACAGGCAGCACUGGCUGAUACAUCAGCACUUGCACCGGCAGCCGAAUCUUCGGCACCACCUUUGGCAGACAAUGCCACGGCCACACUGGGCCAUACAUCACCGCAGGGCACACAGUUUCACCAACAAGCCAUUUUGGCAGAGGACCCGCCUGCCAUCCCUACCACACCAUUCUCAUCCGAGAACGAGGGACAUAAUGCUCUACACCACCAACAGGAACAUGACACAGUGGUAGCAGCAUCGGCAGCCGCAGAAGCACAUGGCAGACACUCGCAGGGUCCACAACAUUCGGCAGAACCUCCUGGCAUACCUGUUGAACUACCACCGGACACAGAGCAAGAAGCAGCACAGCAGGAACCCCUGCCGACAUUACCACAGAAACGACCGUUUGACAGCUUGCACACACUCUUGCACGAGGCAGACGGCACCAUUACCACCAUGAACCCAACAUGGGGAGGCAGAACGACUGAGAUGCUGAUGCUGGCAAUGAUCACGGCCGGAGCGAACUGCGAGCUGUUUGACACACAGCUCAAAUGGCACUCCUGGACGGCAGACGCCGCCACGGCUUUCCUGCAGGGACAGCAGCCCUCAGAGCGCCCCAUGGAGUUGUACAUGUACCCUCCAAAGGACGGCUUGAUCGACAUGACACCAUGCUGGUCACACCCUCUAUACAAGGUGAUGGGCAACAUUUAUGGCCUUGCAAAUGCACCGGCCUUGUGGUGCAAUGAAGUAGUGGCAAGACUGACUAGACUCCACUACACUCGCCACACUUUCGACCAAAUGCUGUUCAUCAAGCGUGAAGGUCAGCAGAUCGUGUCAAUGAUUUUGGUUUACGUUGAUGAUUUUUUGGGUGUUUUCAGGAGUGACUACAACAUCCAGGAAGUCAAAGAUGCCUUUGCCUGGGGCUCCUUCCACGACCUUGCAAACAAAGUGGUCACAUUUAAGGGCAAAGAGUUACACCUCCACCAACUGGAGAAUAAGCGCUGGAAGCUGAAGAUCACCAUGGCCAAGUUCAUCAAUGGCUUGGACUCCGCCAAGCUCCCGAGAGGAAGGACUUCCAGUCCGCCAGAAUUGACGCCUCUGGAGCACCGUGAGUUCAGAUCGGUGUCAGGCUGUUUGCAGUGGGCAUCCACACAAUGCAGGCCAGAAAUUGGAGCUGUGGUCAGCCUGUCCAACCAAGGCAAAGAGACCACGUGCCAUAACCUCAAGGACCUCUAUGACGCCAUGAGCUACCUGAAGAGCUCCCCACAUGAAGGGCUCUUGAUGCAAGACAUCCCAAUGAACCAGAAGACCGUCAUCGUCACGUUCAGUGACGCCUCAUGGUGCAACGCCGCUCGAAGCGGCUCACAGAUCGGCAUCCUCAUCGGCAUUUGCCCUCCUGAGGUUCGAAGCCAGCCCACGGCUUUCUCGCCUUUGGACUGGAGGUCUUGCAGGGCGACCAGGGUCUGCAGAUCCACAUUAGCGGCCGAAGCCUCAGCAGCAGACGAGGCCUCAGACCGAGCGGCCUACUUGAACAUGGCCCUGUCCGAGAUCCUCUUCAAUGGCCCGGCUCACCGCCUUGGCUCCAUGGUCGACUAUGUCCAGACCACGGACGCGAAAUCGCUCUACGAUGCAGUGGUGAGCGAGGCACCUAACCUCACGGACAAAAGGUCCCUUUGCAACGUGAGAGCAAUUCAGGAGACGGUCGACAAGUCUCAUAUGCACUGGCUUCCGUCGAAUUGCCAGUUUGCUGACGGGCUCACUAAAGUGAGCGAGACCUUGAGGUCCACGUUUCGGAGGUGGCUGAACGACCCAUUUGCCAUCCUCCUCGAGCACCCUCGCAACGAGAAGUUGCUGGCGGUCAUUGCGGGUUGUGCCAAAGAAGAAAAUACCAGUGAGAAAUUCAUGCAGUCAAAUCCCUGA
This is a messenger RNA of Durusdinium trenchii, 7623 nucleotides long. The record is from the annotation of a GenBank genome assembly. NCBI's taxonomy places the organism in Eukaryota, Dinophyceae, Suessiales, Symbiodiniaceae.